AUGGAGGCAAUCAAUGUAGUCUCACAAACUGCAGACUCAGCCGACCAAAAAACAGCUACCGAUAAGCGUAGGCUGGCCUUACUGCUUCAUUACGCAGGAACCGAAGUUGAAGACGUAUUUGACACCCUGCCAGGUGUGCAAGACGACAAAAACACUUACUCUAAAGCUGAACCUCUUUUCCAAGCCUAUUUUCAACCGAAGAAAAAUGUUGAACUUGAAGUAUUUAAUUUCCGAAGAUCCAGACAAGAACCUGGCGAAAACAUUGACGCUUUUGCAACAAGACUCCGUCAACUCGCAACAAGCAAGUGCUGCAAGAACAGGAAAGCCAAGCCCGGAUCAUCUUCAAAGCAAGAGCACACCAGACAAGUCAACGACCGAGAGAGCUCGAGUGACGAGUCGACUUGGACAAUUAGUCCAACCAGAUCGGAUGACAGGCCACUCACACACAUGAAGCUGUGUGGCGGAAAAUGCAAGAUGAUGAUCGACACAGGAUCAACUUGCAACCUGCUGAAUUUCAAAGAAUACAAUGAACUCCCAAACAAGCCGACACUUCAUCCUACAAGAAACUCCGUUAAUGGAUACGGCGGAAAUCCUUUGAAAAUUAUAGGCAAAUUCAAGACACUGAUUGAAUCAAAGCACGCAUAUUCCGACGCUGUUAUUGACGUUAGCGACAAUGAAAAGGCUGACAACCUUCUUGGAUACUCCACGACAAAAGAGCUCAAGUUGUUUGGACCACUGUUUUCGGGACUUGGAAAAAUGAAGAACUACCUGGUAAAAUUACACAUUGAUCAGUCGAUCCAGUCAGUAACUCAAAAACACAGGAGAAUUGGUUUUCACCUGCGCAAAGGUGUUGACAAAGAGCUGACAAACCUGGAAAAUGAAGACAUAAUUGAACCUGUCACAGAUGGCCCAAUAACUGAAUGGAUUUUUCCAUGUCAUGCUGUACCAAAGCCAAAGCAACCAGGAAAACUAAGAGUAUGUGUCGACAUGCGAGCACCAAACAAAGAAAUCUUGCGAACCAGACACAUUAUUCCAACUAUAGAAGAUUUAAUUGUGGAUUUAAAUGGAGCAAAAUACUUUUCAAAACUAGACAUGAAUCAAGGAUAUCAUCAGCUAGAACUAGCUCCAGAAUCAAGAUUGAACUUUGGAAUGAAUUGCGCGUCUGAAAUUUUUGAUGACGUCAUUCGCCAAACAGUAAGUGGAAUCCCUGGUGUGGUAAACAGAAGUGUUGACAUUUUUGUUACAGGAAAAAAAAAAGAAGAACACGAUUCAAGCCUGGAAAAGGUACUGAAGAGACUCAUGGACAAAAAUCUCACACUCAAUUUUGAGAAAUGUGAAUUUGGAAAAGAAGAAAUUGACUUCUUUGGAUUACACUUUAGCGGAAAAGGAGUUUCACCAACUCAAGCAAAAGUAGAGGCUAUCAAGAAAGCAGAACCACCGUCAACGCCUGACGAAGUAUCAAGCUUUUUAGGAAUGGAAAACCAACGUCUAUCGUGGUCGAUGCAAGCCAACGAGGCCUAG
Daphnia pulex (common water flea) is the source of this 1521-nucleotide messenger RNA. RefSeq lists its product as uncharacterized. The record is from RefSeq and is a predicted model, not a curated record. NCBI's taxonomy places the organism in Eukaryota, Metazoa, Arthropoda, Branchiopoda, Diplostraca, Daphniidae. The transcript is spliced from 5 exons. Bases 1 to 1521 code for a protein of 506 amino acids.